This is a messenger RNA of Carya illinoinensis, 2075 nucleotides long. Its product is annotated as endoglucanase 10. NCBI's taxonomy places the organism in Eukaryota, Viridiplantae, Streptophyta, Magnoliopsida, Fagales, Juglandaceae. The transcript has 6 exons. Gene Ontology annotation, molecular function: hydrolase activity, hydrolyzing O-glycosyl compounds. Gene Ontology annotation, biological process: carbohydrate metabolic process. The record is from RefSeq and is a predicted model, not a curated record. Bases 279 to 1862 code for a protein of 527 amino acids.
GCCUCCUUCGGUGUUCCAGUCCUGUCCAACGAACCAUAUUCUCACUUUUGUUUUUAAAAAAGAAAAAGAAGAGAAGAGACAGGAGUCAUUGUUCAGAUCAGGGUCCGGUUCUUCGUUUCGGUGGUCCGAAGCUCUGUUUCUAAUCUCCAGAACCUCUAUUGUCCGCCAGGGCCCAGAACGCUUUCGUACAUUGUGUUCGGGUUGAGUCAGAUCUAGGCCUUCAAUAUUCGUAUUUUAUAAGUGAUUGAAUUGCACUGUAGAGCCGGUAUUGCGUAACAAUGGGUGAGAAAUCGAGGUCCAGAGGCUGGUGCGGUUGGUUUCUGGUUCUAGUAAUCUUGGCCCUCGUUGUCGGUGCGGUGGUAAUCACCGUAAGAAAAAAAAAGGGUGGCUCAGAUGAGGCGGCUCCGGUGCCGGGUCCUCCAGGCGCGACUGUCAAGAAAUACGCCGACGCUCUCAAGACCGCUAUGCAAUUCUUCGACGUACAAAAAUCUGGCAAGUUGGUAGAUAACGGGAUAUCUUGGAGAGGAGAUUCGGCUUUGAAAGAUGGAAGCGCAGCUGACUUGGAUCUGUCAAAAGGAAUGUAUGACGCUGGGGAUCACAUGAAGUUUGGUUUUCCAAUGGCCUUCACUGCUACAGUGUUGUCCUGGGCUAUCCUCGAGUAUGGAGAUCAAAUGGACACUGUGAAUCAGUUGGAACCUGCUAAAGACUCGCUCAAGUGGAUCACAGAUUACUUCAUCAACGCCCACCCUGCUGAAAAUGUUCUCUACAUUCAGGUGGGUGAUUCCAAAGCAGAUCACAAAUGUUGGGAUAGGCCUGAAGUCAUGACCGAGAAGAGGCCACUCACGCAGAUAAACACAACUACUCCAGGAACAGAGGUUGCAGCUGAGACUGCAGCAGCAAUGGCUUCAGCAUCUCUGGUGUUUAAGAAAACUGAUUCAGCUUACUCUGACAAACUCCUUAAGCAUGCCCAACAACUAUUUACUUUUGCUGACAAAUAUAGACAUUCUUAUAGUCUUAGCAUCCCUGACGUCCAGACCUACUACAAUUCAACUGGAUAUGGAGAUGAGCUCUUAUGGGCAGCUAGUUGGCUCUAUCAUGCUACAGGGGAUCAAUCAUACCUUCAGUAUGUGACGGAACAUAAUGGAAAAGCCUUUGCUCAAUGGGGAAGUCCAACCUGGUUUAGCUGGGAUAACAAGCUUGCAGGAACCCAGGUUCUGUUGUCCAGGUUAAGCUUCUUUGGCUCCAAAGACAUCUCGAACUCACAGAAAUCUGGUCUUCAAAUGUACAGAAAGACAGCUGAGGCUGUUAUGUGCGGCCUCCUACCAGAUUCUCCAACAGCAACAGAGAGCAGAACUGAAAGCGGUCGUCUUAUAUGGGUCAGUGAAUGGAACUCUUUGCAGCAUCCUGUCGCUUCUGCAUUCUUAGCUGCUCUUUACAGUGAUUACAUGCUUACAUCCCGAACUGCAAAGCUCUCAUGCGAUAAAGAUUCCUUCUCCCCAGCAGAUCUUCGGAAAUUUGCCAAAUCGCAGGCUGAUUAUGUCUUGGGUGACAAUCCUCUGAAAAUGAGUUUUCUUGUGGGUUACGGCGACAAGUACCCGCAAUAUGUGCACCAUAGGGGAGCUUCAAUUCCAGUUGAUGCAAAGACUGGCUGCACUGAUGGGUUCCAGUGGCUUGUCUCUGAUGAACCCAAUCCAAAUUUAGCCAUUGGAGGACUUGUUGGUGGGCCUUUCAAAAACGAAACUUACAUCGACUCCCGGAACAACUCCAUGCAAGGGGAACCAACUACAUAUAAUAGUGCGGUCAUUGUUGGCCUCCUAUCGAGUUUGGUCACCACCUCAUCAGCAGUUCUAUCCUUUACUUAAAGCUGCUUUAGUAGAUAAUAACUACUGGAUGUCUGUAUUAUAUCUAGCCGUUUACUUGACCUGUUCCUCUGAAAAGUUCUAAAUUCGUUGCUUUACACGGGUGAGAUGUGAUUUUUGGCUCAAUCUGAUGAGCUUUCCUAGUCAUUUGUUUUAGUAAGCGUCAGAUAUGCUUCUAUUUUGCAGUGAUUGUGUAUCAAUCUGUUGUUGGUGUAA